Molecule: messenger RNA, 1179 nt
Organism: Candida dubliniensis CD36
Lineage: Eukaryota; Fungi; Ascomycota; Pichiomycetes; Serinales; Debaryomycetaceae
Exons: 1
Coding region: 1-1179 (392 amino acids)
Source: RefSeq, a predicted model, not a curated record
AUGAAAGAAAAAGAUUAUGGAAGCUUGGUAAAUAAUACUGGAAACUCAAAAGCUAAUGUGUCCAAGGUAUCACUUCCUCGAACUUCCAGUUCUGUUUCCGGUACAUCUUCUAUCCCUUCGUCACCCAUUCAUGAUAUGUUCAGUCCCACAAAAUUAUCACCUCGGGCAUCGAAAACUUACAAAAAGCGUCCAAAGGGAAAGAUACUAGUUCAUGACAAUGCUUUAGAAACUAGUAAAGUGAAAAAACUUGGUGAGUAUCAAGAAAUUAUUGUUAAACCAAGAAAAUCAUUAGAUCCAUUUGAUCUUAUAGACAUUAAUCAUAUAGAGAAAAGCACUCCGAGUCCAGUUAAAAUGACGAAAAAACGUAAAACUGAAACUAGUUUUAAAGUGGAAGGGUUACUUGAAAUAAGCGAUGAUGAUGAUUAUGAUGCUGACAAACUGAAAAAUAAUGUCAAUUCUCAACCAAAGACAUUAAAUGAAAAGAUAGAUUCAAAUAAUAUUCUUCAUUCACUUGAACAACAGAAUCGGAGUAAAUAUCAUGACGUUUUGAAAAAAUACAAGAACAAGAAAAUUCCCAAACCAAUUGUAUCGAGGAAAGCAUUAUUGGUAAGGGCAAACAAAUAUAUGGAUUUGAUACCAAAGAUUUUAGGUGGGAAAUUAAGUACUUCAAUAUUUUAUGAAUAUGCUAAAGCACAAAAAAUGAAAUCUGAACAUGAAACAAUGUCAACACUGGAUAAAUGGCGUAUCAAAUGGGAGAAAUAUUGUGGUGGAUAUUAUGGUUUCCAAAGACAAUCGAUUAUAGGAGCACAAAUUUUAGACAAGUAUGAAAAAAAAUUGACAAGAUUUUGUAAAAGUAAUAAAACUGCCAGUUAUUGGAAUCCAUCUCAAUUUUCUACAUAUGUAUUGGCCAAUGAAAUUAUUAUUAGAAUGAUUAUGGAAGAUAUGAAUCUUGAUUUUGAUAAAGCCGAAAAAUUAUGUCUAGAGACUGUUGAUUAUGGUAUUGUGGUAGCAGAUUCUAUUGAAGUUGAUUAUGAUAAUGGUCCUAGUCAAGGCCAAACUAAAAAUAAGAAAAGUAUAUCACCUAUUAAACAAAAACUUCUACCUAUUCUGUUGAGUGCAGAUGAUAGCAGUAGUGAUGAAGAAAGUAUAUUUCGGGUUAAAAAACAGAAAGAGAAAUAA